AUGAAUCACUACGAGCUUCUGCUGGGGCUGAGAGCGAUACAGAGCCUCAGUGCAAGUGCUGCUUAUGCCAUCAGCUUCGGCGUUGUCGCUGACGUCUGUGUGCCUAGCGAAAGGGGGAGGAUGCUGGGACCGGUCAGCAUCGCGUUGAACCUCGGCGCUUGUAUCGGCCCGGUCUUGGGCAAUGGCAAAAAGAGAGCAAGCCUACAAAAGUGGGAACGGACCUGGCUCCGCAUCGUAAUGUGGCUCACCACAUUCGAUCUACCGGGGAAACCUGGGAGACGAGCACCAGGAACCGACCAAGGGCUUUCGGAAGGGGGGCUCGAGAAAGAGGAAACGUCGGCCAGUCCAAAAUUGCUCUCACGGCUGCAGGUCGGCAACCCGCUCACUUGCCUGGGGAUUAUUUUCCAUCUCGAUACGUUCUUCGUGCUCUGGAUGCACGGAUCAUUCUACACGGUGGAUUUCUCGCUGGUCGCCGCUUUACCGGACAUAUACAAACAGAUCUAUCACUUCAACGAAUUGCAGAUUGGGCUACGAUUUGAAAGAGUUUCCGGUCAAGCGAGACCGAGCCCGCGGCAGCGGCUGGCUGUUGCUCGUUUCCACGUUCGGCCUCAUUGGAUACGGCUGGGCUGUACAUUAUCAUGUCCACGUAUCAAUCUUGCUGAUAUGCAAUUCAUGCAAGGUUUCUGGGGCACAUGUUUCUACACGAUCUACAAUACGUUCCUGGUCGAUGUGUUUCCGCAAAGUCCGAGCACGGCGGCAGCUGCAAGCAUCACGAGAUGCGCCAUAGCAGCCGCAGGUGUAGCAGUCUUGCAGCCUCAGCUCGACGCCACAGGUAGAGGCUGGUAUUUCACCGUGUUGGGUUUAUGGAGCGGUAGUUUUGGCGGAGCGGUAUUGUGGUGUAUCAAGAAAGAACAAAGGGAUGGAUUGGAGAAAGCGGCGACUGGAUAA
Cladophialophora bantiana CBS 173.52 is the source of this 948-nucleotide messenger RNA. RefSeq lists its product as uncharacterized. Bases 1 to 948 code for a protein of 315 amino acids. The transcript is spliced from 3 exons. Lineage: Eukaryota; Fungi; Ascomycota; Eurotiomycetes; Chaetothyriales; Herpotrichiellaceae. Gene Ontology annotation, molecular function: transmembrane transporter activity. Gene Ontology annotation, biological process: transmembrane transport. The record is from RefSeq and is a predicted model, not a curated record.